Messenger RNA from Miscanthus lutarioriparius, 1512 nucleotides. Lineage: Eukaryota; Viridiplantae; Streptophyta; Magnoliopsida; Poales; Poaceae. The record is from the annotation of a GenBank genome assembly.
AUGGCGGCCGCCUCGUCCGCGCCCUUCUUUGGGCUCGGCGACACGCAGAUGCAGCCACAGGCUGGCUCCUCCUCUCUGCAGCAAAACUCCACAGCCGCUCCCGGCGCUGCGGCGCCGCCGCCCAAGAAGAAGAGGAACCAGCCAGGCAAUCCAAGCAAGGUGCAAAAGGGGUUCCAGCGGGAGCAGAACCUGCAGCUGCACCGGCGCGGGCACAACCUGCCGUGGAAGCUGAAGCAGAAGAACCUGCUGCAGGCGCAGCGGCGGCGCGUGUACCUGUGCCCGGAGCCGACGUGCGUGCACCACGACCCGUCCCGGGCGCUGGGCGACCUCACGGGGAUCAAGAAGCACUACUGCCGCAAGCACGGCGAGAAGAAGUGGAAGUGUGACAAGUGCAACAAGCGCUACGCCGUGCAGUCCGACUGGAAGGCGCACUCCAAGACCUGCGGCACCCGCGAGUACCGCUGCGACUGCGGCACCCUCUUCUCCAGGAGGGACAGCUUCAUCACCCACCGCGCCUUCUGCGACGCGCUGGCUCGUGAGAGCGCGCAGAUGCCGUCCCUGGGCGCCGGCCUCUACGCCGGCCCCGGCAGCAUGAGCCUCGGGCUCUCCGGCACCGUCGCCCAGAUGCAUGGCUUUGCAGACCAAGCCGGCCAGUCCUCUUCAGCAGCAGCAGCUGCGCAGUUUGACCACAUCAUGCCAUCUUCUUCGGGCUCCAGCUCCAUUUUCCGUUCUCAGGCGUCGGCCUCCUCGUCAUCUUACUUCCUCGGCGGCGGCGCUCCUCCUGCCGCCCAGGAUUUCUCCGAGGACGGCUCCCAGGGCAGCCAGGGCCCUCUGCUCCACGGCAAGGCGCCCUUCCAUGGCCUGAUGCAACUCCCUGAGCAGCACCACCAGCCGGGGCCGGGCAGCAGCAACGCCGCCGUCGCCAACGGUAACAACCUCCUGAACCUUGGGUUCUUCUCAGCUGGCAACAAUGGUGGUGGCACGUCCGGCAGCCAGGACGCUCGCCUUGUCAUCCAAGACCAGUUCAACGUUAGCGGCGCCGGCGGCAGUGGAAGCGCAGAACAUGGCAACAACCUGAUGCCGUCCCUCGGAAGCCACCUCAGCGGCGGCUUUCCUGCCCUGUACAACUCAUCUCCAUCGGCCGGGCUGGCCCAGAACUCGGCCACGGCGCUCCUGAUGAAGGCGGCUCAGAUGGGCUCGAUGUCGAGCACCUCCCACAACGGAGCGCUGCUCCGUGCUACGGGCUUCAGCGCCGCCAGCGGCCAGGGGACUACUACUGGCAGGGCCGCAGGAGAAGGGACGACGUCUCACGAGGCACACUUCCAUCAGCUCAUCAUGAACUCCCUGGCUGGUGAUGGCAGCGGCACCGGCGGCUUCUCCGGCACUACUGCAGGGUUCGGGGGCGUGGACGACGGCAAGCUGAGCACAAGGGACUUCCUCGGCGUCGGCAGGGGCGCCAUGGCGCCGCCUGGGCUCCACAUCGGCUCCCUGGACCCGGCCCAGAUGAAGUGA